Asparagus officinalis (garden asparagus) is the source of this 1643-nucleotide messenger RNA. RefSeq names its product protein ABHD18. The record is from RefSeq and is a predicted model, not a curated record. The transcript has 6 exons. Bases 272 to 1351 code for a protein of 359 amino acids. Lineage: Eukaryota; Viridiplantae; Streptophyta; Magnoliopsida; Asparagales; Asparagaceae.
GUUUUAAGUUUAACCUCAAAAUUCCCCGGAAUUUUUUAUUUUAUUUUAUCGUGUUUUUGGCUCCCAGUGCAAAUGCCGGUGCCUUGAUUAGAUUGCGGCAUCGAUCGAAUAUCGUGGGAUUUUUCUGCCGGUUUCAUGCCGAAUGCACGUCGAUUUGGAUCCAGGUUUUGAUCGAGUACUUUGAAGAAUAAGGAUUGUUUUCGUGUAGAUUGGAUAAAGACUAGCUUGCAGUCUCUAAGUACUUCGGAGAUUUUUUUUCCUUUAUGCCGAGAUGGUGUCAGUAAAUUUGGGAGUUAUUCAUUAUGUACUGGAUCACAUUUAUGGGGCAUUUCUUCACCGAACCAAAUUAAGCACACCUUUUUUCUCAAGGGGAUGGGGAGGGAGCAAACUCGAUUUGUUGGAGAACAUGGUUAAGCAGAUUUUUCCGGACGCUGCUAUACAGAAUUGGCCACCUAGUCAGGUGCAGCCCAUAUGGAAAACAGUGUGGGAAACCAAAAAUGCACAACUAAGAGAGGGCAUUUUCAGAACUCCAUGUGAUGAGAUGCUGAUCAAUGCAUUACCUCCUGAGAGUCAUACUGCAAGGGUUGCUUUCCUUGCCCCAAAAUUUGUACCGCCGCAGAAGAUGGCCUGUGUGGUUCACUUGGCAGGCACCGGGGACCAUUCAUUUGAACGAAGACUGCGGCUUGGUGGACCAUUAUUGAAAGAGAAUAUAGCAACAAUGGUGCUUGAGAGCCCAUUCUAUGGACAGCGGCGUCCCGUGCUGCAGCGUGGUGCAAAGCUUCAAUGUGUCAGCGACUUGCUGUUACUAGGAAGAGCCACCAUUGAGGAAGCCCGCAGUCUGUUACACUGGUUAGAGGUUGAGGCUGGUUUUGGAAAGACGGGAAUUUGUGGGCUUAGCAUGGGGGGUGUACAUGCUGCGAUGGUUGGGUCUUUACAUCCUACUCCUGUUGCCACGCUGCCAUUUCUAGCACCGCACUCUGCUGUUGUAGCUUUCUGCGAAGGCAUCUUGCAGCAUGCCACUGCUUGGGAAGCUCUUCGAGCAGAUGCAGCCGAAAAGGCAGAAAUGACACUUGAACAAGUGAGGGAGCGUUUGCGAUCGGUACUGUCAUUGACUGAUGUCACUCGCUUUCCAACUCCUAAAAAUCCUCAAGCUGUCAUUUUUGUUGCUGCCACGGAUGAUGGCUAUAUACCUAAACACUCUGUCAUUGAACUCCAGCGAGCAUGGCCAGGCUCGGAGGUGAGAUGGGUAACCGGUGGGCAUGUCUCAUCCUUUCUCCUUCAUAACGAUGCAUUUCGCAAGGCAAUCAUCGAUUCACUUAACAGAUUAGAGUGGAAGGAGCCGUUUCUAUGACAAAUCAUCGGUAUAAUUUCCUCGUGCUUGCUAUUCCUCAUUGUUGUUUCUGUGUGUCUGUAGCAUGAACUAUAUAGCGUUGUAUCUCCGCUCCUUCAGACGUAAAGAAAGCAGGAGCUGUGAAAUCAAUGUGUUCACUGGAUGAAGCCAUGGGUUAAUUUGGUAUGCGUCAUUCUUUGAUUCAAGGAAAGAAGUUGUACAUGAAUUGUUGUUAAAAACAAUGGUUUUGUUCUGAAUAAUUGUGAAUUAUGUUGCUAGAGCAUAUCAUAUUUGGUCCUUGGUGGAUGGAUUA